UAGUAAAAAGAGACAUAAUUAUCAUCAUUUUGUUGACUCUUCUUCAACAAAGAAAAAUACUCCUGGUCCUAGAUUCUCCCUCUCUUAGAUCUCCUUCAAAUACACAACUCUAGAGAAGAGCAUUAAUUAUUUACUUAAUCAUCAACAUGAUGCCAACUGGGUUCAGGUUCAAUCCCACUGAUGAAGAGCUCAUCCAAAUUCUUCAGAGGAAAGUUUAUGGCAAAGAAAUGCCUCUCCACGGCAAUUUCAUUGUUGAAAGAAACGUUUAUGAGUUUGAUCCUCAAGAUCUUCAAUGGGAUCAUACUGUGGCGUUACUUAACAACGAAAGAUAUUGCUAUUGCAUAAGGGAAAAUGAUUCGCGAGAAGUAUCAGGUAGAGGAUGGUGGAGAGCUACAGGCCAUGUUAAAACAAUUUAUGCCAAUAAACGUGUAGUGGGUUACAAGAGGCCUUUAACAUUUCACAGAUUUACUGAUGAUGACAAAAAACGUAAUAAAGCUGUGAAGACUAAUUGGAUUAUGCAUGAAUAUAGUCUUGACUCCAACACAACGGAUUGGAGACUUUGUAAGAUCAAGUAUAAGGGAAAGCCAAGUGUCCAAGAAGAGCUGGAGAAAAAUAGAAUAAAAAGCUAUAAAUCAAGGAAUGAUUUUGAAGCCAGCUGUUCAAUCAUGGGCAGCAACAAGGAUUUUGUAUUUGAACAACAGCAACAAUUACCAAAACCCUUACAGCUACAAAAUGAAUACGAGCCUUAUUUUGAAGCCUCCAAUCCAAUGGAGAUUCAUGAUCAAUUUGGUUUUGUUGGUGAAGAACAGCUGCAAUCUCAACUCUUACAGCUAGACAAUACGUAUGAACUUUAUUUAAAACAAAACAUGCUACUGGAAGCGAUUGAUGAGAAGCAAGUGGAGCACUCAAAAGCUUCAAACGAUCCAAGUUUCAUUAAUGGUGAUCAGCUAGAGCAUUCAGAUUCAUCUGAGCAGCUAUCUCUUAGUCUUUGGUCUUGGCAGAACUAGCACGUGUGUUCUCUUUCAAAGUUCUCUCUCUAUCUAUAUAAAAAAUCUAAUAUUUGGAUUGA
Messenger RNA from Pistacia vera, 1069 nucleotides. Its product is annotated as NAC domain-containing protein 41-like. The coding region runs from base 147 to 1007 and encodes 286 amino acids. Lineage: Eukaryota; Viridiplantae; Streptophyta; Magnoliopsida; Sapindales; Anacardiaceae. The transcript is spliced from 3 exons. Gene Ontology annotation, molecular function: DNA binding. Gene Ontology annotation, biological process: regulation of DNA-templated transcription. The record is from RefSeq and is a predicted model, not a curated record.